This is a messenger RNA of Plasmopara halstedii, 2163 nucleotides long. RefSeq lists its product as uncharacterized. Gene Ontology annotation, molecular function: protein binding. The transcript is spliced from 3 exons. The record is from RefSeq and is a predicted model, not a curated record. Gene Ontology annotation, biological process: regulation of DNA double-strand break processing. The coding region runs from base 1 to 2163 and encodes 720 amino acids. Gene Ontology annotation, cellular component: nucleus; site of double-strand break. NCBI's taxonomy places the organism in Eukaryota, Oomycota, Peronosporomycetes, Peronosporales, Peronosporaceae.
AUGGGAUUUCAAACGCCUAAGUGGGUGGGAUCUCCUGCAUCAUGCAAUCGUGCAGCAAAGCUCCAAGUAGAGAAAGAAGGCAUUUUUGUUGAGCAAAUUGAGAUUGGAUCACGCUCAUGCUACGUUCUGGGACGCAGCGACGAAAAGAGCGAUGUGUGGCUUCAGCAUCCUUCAAUCUCACGGCAGCAUGCUGUAAUUGGUCAUGACAAUCAAGAUCGCGUCUGUGUCAUGGACUUAGGCUCGGCUCAAGGAACAUUCGUCAAUGACGAUGAGAUCAAGCCAAACCAGCAAAGACCACUCCAGACUGGAGACUGUAUCCGGUUUGGAGCUAGUACAAGACGCUAUGUCUUUCAGACUGGUGAGUCCAAACAGUCAAGUAAAGUAACCUCAGAUCCAGAGCUUCAGCGGAUGAUGCGAGAGAUGCAAAGUUUUGGCGACCAAAAGAGCAGUGCGAAUCAGUCGACAGUCGUCAAUGAGCAAAGGAACAAGCGACAGGCUGAGAUCGCAGCCAUGACUGCAGAAAUGAUGCAGACCACCCCUCAGGUCUCUGAUACUUCGAUAAGGAUAGAAGACGAGCAACAAUCUGACGUAAAGUCUGAGAGUGACAAUGACGAAGACGUCGAUGAUGUUGAUCUUCGAUAUGGCGUGCCAAAGACGCAUGAAGUUGGGCUUCAAAGUCACACAAAGGGGCUGGCUUGUAUCGCCGUCGACGCACCUGGGGCUCGUGUGGCCACUGGAUCGAUGGACUAUCAUGUCAAACUGUGGGAUUUUGCUGGUAUGGCGCGUCAUGUACGUCCAUUUAGAGACAUCGAGGUUGAUGAUGGCCAUCCGCUCGUUGCCGUAAGCUACAGUCCUUCUGGUGACCGUCUGCUUGCCGUCACGGGAUCAUCCCAGCCAAAAAUUCUUACACGAGAAGGUGUGGAGGAGUUACAGUUUGCAAAAGGUGACAUGUAUGUCGUAGAUAUGGCACAUACGCAUGGGCAUACACACACAGCGACAGGUGGUCAAUGGCACCCAAAAAGACGUGAUCAAGUGAUCACGAGCUCGUUAGACGGAACAGUGCGCCUCUGGUCUCUUGAUGGCAAGAAGACAUUCGACAAGCUCAUUAACACGUCUGUGUUUAAAUUUAAAGAUCGACGAGGCCGGCGUUGUGGCGUGACGGCCUGUCAGUUCAAUCCUGAUGGAUCAUUAAUUGCUGGCGCCACGAUGGACGGCCAAGUGCUGUGUAUUGAUCCACGCCAUGCAUACGCUGGUGCCGCAGUGACUAUCCGGGAUGCUCACAUUGACGGAGGAGGUGACUUGGGCAUUUCUUCGAUUCAAUUUACACCUGAUGGUAAAUUAAUGGCCUCGCGGUCUUGUGCAGACGACAAAAUAAAGGUUUGGGAUAUUCGUCAGACAAAACAGAGCUUGAAAGAAUUUUGCGGAAUUGAAGGGGUCUUUGGCACUUGUAAUCUUGCCUUUAACCACAACGGCACGACAAUUGCUGCCGGCACGUGUGUUCGAAAGGGCAAAGGCCUUCAUGGAAGCGUCCUUUUUUUAGAUGUUCACACGUCUGAUUUAGUUGAGGCUGUUGCUAGCAUCGAUAUGAAGGAAGACGAGAGUGCAAUAUGCGUGGAAUGGCAUCAUGGUAUCAAUCAACUAUUUGUUGGUAGCUCGACGGGAACCUGUCGUGUUUUUUACGAUCCGAGGCAAAGUACUAAGGGUGUGCUAUUGAGUGCUACAAAGAAGCUGAAAGUGCAAAGUCACGAGUCUGGUGUUCGUAUCGAUGGCGCUGGUAAGGUGUACAAUCCGAAUGCGUUGCCCAUGUACCGUGAUGAGUCGGCCGGUUCGCACAAGCGCAAGUACGACAAAGUGCGUGCUGACCCAAAGAAAUCUCGUGCACCUGAGAAGCCACUCACUGGUCCCGGCAUGGGUGGUAAGAUCAGUGGUAGCUCAACUUUUACUCAGUACUUCAUGAGCAGUCAUAUUCGGUCUUCUUUCCGAGAAGAAGACCCACGGGAAGCGCUUUUGAAGUACGCCGAGAAGGCCGAAACGGACCCACAAUUCUUGGGAGCUGCUUACAAGAAAGAGAAGCUAGACCCGCGCUAUGAAUUAGCCAAGCAGACAUUAGAAGAGGAAAAAUUGGCAAAAGAGGAAGAGAAUCGCCGUUUGUUGCAGCCUUAA